This is a messenger RNA of Dioszegia hungarica, 3441 nucleotides long. RefSeq names its product Oxysterol-binding protein-domain-containing protein. The transcript has 14 exons. Gene Ontology annotation, molecular function: protein binding; sterol binding. Gene Ontology annotation, cellular component: membrane; nuclear envelope; intracellular membrane-bounded organelle. Bases 1 to 3441 code for a protein of 1146 amino acids. Gene Ontology annotation, biological process: piecemeal microautophagy of the nucleus; endocytosis; maintenance of cell polarity. The record is from RefSeq and is a predicted model, not a curated record. NCBI's taxonomy places the organism in Eukaryota, Fungi, Basidiomycota, Tremellomycetes, Tremellales, Bulleribasidiaceae.
AUGGCGUCCACACCGAGCGUUCUGUACAACUUCCGCCUGUUGGCGGCGCUCAGGUCCGACGAUCCCGCGCAGGUCCAGCCAUUCUUGGACGAAGCUGCGAGCGCCGGUCCAGCUCAGACAGGUGCCCUACUAGGCAUGGCUGUCAGAGUAGGAACUCUACCCAUCAUCCAGUCCAUUCUUGCGUUGCCCAACAUCAAUAUCAACGCGCCUAUCUCCGAGGGGACCAAGAUCACGGCGCUCCAUACAGCUGCAGACAGCGGGCGGACCGAUGCAGUCCUGCUUCUGCUUGCUCAGCCCAAGAUCAACGACACAAUUCGAGAUGAGCACGGACGGACCGUCCUGGAGGCUGCGGGUACGCCCGAGGUCGCCACACUCGUAGAAGAAUCUCGGACCAGACUCCAAGGCCUCUAUCUUCACCGUUUGGCCGCAUACAUUGCCAGUCCGCUCAGCAACCCCGAUGAAAGCAACACCAUGUCCACAUUCCUUGACAAUCCGCGCGCCGAGAUCCUUAACCUCAAUACCUUGGACGAGAAGAGCGGAACCAGUCUACUGCACGAAGCUGCUCGUCGUCGUGAUAUCCGCCUUGUCGAGCAAGCCGUCAAGAAGGGUGCGGACGUGUUUCUGCGGGACAAGAAGGGUAAACGGGUCUUGGAAGGCGAGAAAUCACCCGAUGAUCGUAUCAAGGCAUUCUUGCGGCAGUUCUCAAACCAGGAGGGCGUUGUGCAAUCGAGGAGCGACGGUACGCCGCCAGAUCUCAAGGGGUACCUUAGCAAGUGGACCAACUACAAGAGUGGCUGGCGGACUAGGUGGUUUGUCCUUGAGAAUGGGGUCCUAAGCUAUUACCGUCAAAGAGAGGACGAGCCUGUCGCCUGCCGUGGAUCCAUCGCUAUGGCCGUUGCUGUCGUCACCCCUUCAUCCGACAACUCUCGAUUCGAGCUCCACUCCAAGGCCUCCUCAUCCGUACCCAAGAUCAUGGUCAAAUCCGCACAUCGCGGUGAGAUCGCUCGCUGGGUCCAGGUUAUCCGGCUCAAUAUCGAAUACUAUGCCAAGACCGGCAGGCAGCCCUCCAUGUCCCGAGCUCUCCCCCGCAGCGGAACCGCGGAGGGCAUCAGCGGCACCCUCGGCGCCCUACCUCCUACCGACAACUUCCUCAAUCCCGGUCUCAUCCGCUCCACGACGGGUCUCAGCGGGGCGAGUAUCGCUCAACUCCCUGCCAGCCGGGGCUCGCCCACCAAAGCUACCGCUGACGCGGACAAUAUCUCCAUACUGGAAGCGGCGGAUGACCGGAGUAUCCUCACGGUCGACGACAAGGCGACCGGUAUCCCCCACGAGACCACCUUCGACAUGGGUGUUAUCAACAUCAAGGCGCAGCUCGAGUUGACCCAGCAGCUCGUCGACUCGCUCUACCUCGGACCGGGCUCGCCCGAGCGGGGCGUCGCUAUGCAGCGCACGCCUUCCCGCCAACAGGCAAUCAAGGAGGCACUCAGAUCUUCCCUCUCCACUCUCGCCACCCUGGUCAGCCAGCUGCAGGUCAUGACGCAGGAUCGGGAACGGUACCUGCUCGGCCGGAUCGACCGGGAGAUCGAGGCGCGAAAGCUAUGGGAGGAGAACAUGUUGACGGUGGCAAAGCAGCAGGAGGAGAUGGAUCGGCAGUUGACCGAGGCGUCGAGGCAGAAUGAGCGCAAGAAGCGGGCGCUCAAGCAGGCCAGGGGCGUGCUGGGUGAAAUAUCAGCUGGGAGCCUGCCACCAACUCCUGGUCUUGACGAAUCGUAUUCCGCUCCGGCCAAGCCCCUACCGGUUCCUCCUACCGCUUCGACCGCGGCCAGCUUCGUCACCGCCGACUCGUACAAUACCGCUCGGACGCGAGGGGCCAGUCUGUCCAUCAGUAAUCUGGAGGAGGUCAAGGCUGCUCUGGCCGAGGCGGACUCAGAUGACGAGGACGAGGACGAGUUCUUUGACGCGAUCGAGACGGGCAUCAUUCCGAAUAUGAAGCAGUACGAGUCGAUCGCCAAUCCCGACGGAGCUAGGCCCGGGACGCCAUCUGCGGUCGGCAACGUCGAGAAGAAGCUGGAGCUGCCGCAGCAAAAGGCAGCGGCGACUUCAUUGCAGUCGGCAGGUACCAUCAAGGAGUACCUCGGGCGGGAGAGUUUGCAGCCGUACAACGGUGUCCGGAACAAGCUGCCUAUCGAUGACGAUAAGCGUCCUUCCGUCAGCUUGUGGGGUAUCCUCAAGAGCUCGGUUGGCAAAGAUCUCACCAAGAUCUCCUUCCCCGUCAGCUUCAACGAGUGUACCUCGAUGCUUCAGCGAAUGGCCGAGGACAUGGAGUACGAUGCCUGCUUGACGGUUGCUGCGUCCGAAGAGGACUCUCUCCGCCGUAUCGCCUUUGUCGGAGCAUUCGCCAUGUCCAACUACAGCUCAACGAUUGGGCGGAUCGCCAAGCCCUUCAACCCCCUCUUGAGCCAGAGCUUCGAAUACGCCAUUCCGAACAGGUAUCGCUACAUCUCGGAGCAGGUCUCGCAUCAUCCCCCUAUCUCUGCUUGCUACUCCGAAGCUCCGACAUGGAAGUACUAUGGCGAGGUCGACGCCCAGAACAAGUUCCAGGGACGGAGCUUCGAGAUCAAGCCUACGGGUGUGGCACAUGCCGAUCUCAUCAUUCCCCGGAAAUGGGUCAAGGCGGGUCUUGAGUAUCCGGAUGCUGGGCCGGAGUAUGAGGAGGGAUAUGUCGUGGAGCAUUACUCGUGGAAGAAGGUGGUGACGAACGUGUCGAACUUCAUCAUGGGCAACCCUAUCAUCGACCACUAUGGAGAUCUUGUCGUCACCAAUCACCGUACCGGCGAGACAUGUACCCUCACUUUCAAGCCACGCACAUGGCGCGGCAAAGACGCUUUCGAGAUCAAGGGACAAGUUCAGGAUUCUGCCGGCAAGACAGCUUGGGAUAUUGCAGGACGUUGGGAUACACAAUUGAUCGCUCGGGCUGCUAGUGCCCGGUCCGCUCCUCUUGACGUUGAUACACACUUUGAGCCGGCUCAGAAGGAGUACCUCUUGCUUUGGCGGAAUAGCGAGAAGCCUGUUGCGCCGUUCAACCUCACUCCAUUCGCUGUCACCCUUAAUGAUAUCCCCUUCGGUCUUGAGCCCUAUCUCGCACCCACCGACUGCCGUCUCCGGACCGACCAACGCGCCUUCGAGAACGCCAACUAUGAGCGCGCACAGGAACUCAAGACGGCCAACGAAGAACGACAGCGCUCUACCCGGGCCGCACGUGCGCAAGGGAAGUUGCCGCCGCAUGAGCCGAGGUGGUUUAGCAGUUCGGUGGAUCCGGAUUCGGGGGAGCGGAUGUGGGAGCCGAGGAGGGCUCAGAAUGGGGAGGUGUUGUUUUGGAGUGAGCGGGAGAGGGCGCCGGAGAGCUGGGAGGGGGUCGAUCAUAUCUUCGUGGAGGACUAG